Molecule: messenger RNA, 669 nt
Organism: Momordica charantia (bitter melon)
Lineage: Eukaryota; Viridiplantae; Streptophyta; Magnoliopsida; Cucurbitales; Cucurbitaceae
Source: RefSeq, a predicted model, not a curated record
AUGGAAGGAGAAGAUGAAGAAGAGAGGAAACUAAAGAGAAAGAAGAAGAAGAGAGGAGGAGAGAAGAGAUGGCUUUGUGUGCGGCUCAGAAGUUCCACAUUCCGGCGUCCGACGCCGCUGCACCGCGCGCCAAGGCGCUGUCAGCCGGCGCCGCCGUGUGGGGGCGGCCGUCAUCAGUUUCAACCGCUUCAAACCGCCAAAUGUCGUUCAAAUGCCUUGCCGUUGCCAGGACUGCACACAGGGGAAAUGAUCUCAGAUCAUGUUGAAGACCAAGCUCAUCAGGCCCUAAAAAAUGUUGGUGCAAUAUUAAAAGCUGGAGGUGCUGACUAUACUUCAGUUGUUAGAACAACUAUUAUGUUGGCUGAUAUAGCAGACUUUGCCGUAGUAAAUGAGAUUUAUGGUCAAUACUUUUCACACCAUGCUCCUCCAGCUCGGUCGACAUUUGCGGUGGGGGCAUUGCCCAAAAAUGCUAAGAUCGAAAUCGAUGCAAUUGCCGUGAUUUAAAUUUUAAACUAUAGUCUAAUUUCAAAGACCUAGUUUUCAAGAUAACAUUAUAAAUGUAAUAAGUUGGAGAAGAACACCCCAAACUCAAAUUUCAUUUUGAAUUUUGGUUGCUUUCUUGUCACAACAUUAUUGUAAUCACUUUAUCGCUCUCAUCAGCAUGCUUUU